UUGGCAACACUGCUGAAAAUCUAGUGACUUUCUCGUUUAACGGUUGGUUUCGACUACAUUCGAGCGCGAGUUGCUACUGCUCCCAGGCCAUUUUAACGCUCAACGCUGUGAGCGGUGUAGUGACGGUCGCUCUUGUGUUCCGCCGUUGUAUUGUGAUCCGCUGAAGAAGACAUCGAAUAGCAGCGAACGACGACCUCCUAGUGGCUGUGCGCGUUUUUUAAGAAGUGCAUCACCGUGCUGUGUUCAUCUCGUAACCGCUUGCCUUCACCCAACCGCCUUUGCCUUUUUGCUCCCAUACGUCACUUCGAUACACUUGUUCUCAAAGUGUGCAUCCAAACCUUAUAAUGGUUAAAACGAGACGUUCAGAGUCUUGUAGUGUGGCUCCUGAAAAUGGUGAACGCUGCCAGACCGAUGCCCCCAGGCGCCUCGCGUCUAGGGAAUUGGGUUCAUCCUGCGAUUCGGUGAACGGCGAAGAGGAACAGGAAGAGGAUAGCGAGCAAGGUGGUGAGGAAGAGGACUCUUGGAGUUCGCCUGAGAAACCACUGUUGCAUGUCGCUCAUUCACGAGCGAGAUGCGCGGCUGCGCCUGCGAUUUUAAGUCGGGCGCGUCAGCAAAGGACUCGCUUCGUUAAUGGUGUUCAUUCAAGGCAAGGACGAAGAAGUGCCCGCCGCCGUCACGUAAAAAUUUAUCCGCCCCGUCACACAAUGCGCGACAUCAUGGACAGCGAUAUGGAGGAUUGUUACUCAUCCUCGCGUAGACGCAGCAAUUACAAAAAUCAUCAGGUGGAACGCCGCGCAGCGCUAUCUCUGCGACCGAUUAUUCAAAAGUCUUAUAAAGAUGUUGAUUCGGCGAUGAAUUGCAAUUCGGAUGACAGUACUGAUCUACGGCGUGUACGACGUAGUCGACGAAAUCGUUGCUACGCUAAUCAAUCCUGGAUAGGUGAUGAUCAAAUGCACAAAGUUGGUUAUCCCACGCUCAAUCAAUACACGGACGAUAGCAGCCGCGAUGCUGAAGUUGUCCGUCCACUUCGCAAAAGACGUACACCAUAUCAUUAUUUUUCACCAGACACUGAUAAGAAUAAACGCGGCGAAUCGCACGAUAAAGAGAAUAAAGAAGAUUCCGCAAAUAUAACUGUUAAGCGUAGUGAUAAUGAUGCCGAAGAAGCCGAUAUUCGAAAAGCUUCUGUGGUGAAGAAGGAAAGCAACGAAAAUGCCAAAAGCAAAUCAACGGAUAAGGAACAGGAAGAGGAAGAGGAGGAGGAUGGAGAUGAAGAAGUACCCGAAAAGGGUAAUGAAACGAAUAAGGAAUCCUCGAGUGAAUCCGAGGAAGAACAAGUUAGAUGUGGCCCGAGGCUACGAACUCGCACUAGAAAACGUAAACUGUCCACAUCGAGCUCUGAAGGUGUUAAAAAGAGUUACUCACUUCGGGAACGUCGUGCGAAACCUCUUCCGGCUUACUCCGAGCAUCUUGAGCGGAGAGCACCUCCACGUAAUAGAAAUAUACCUCGGUUUAAUGGUCGUCGAUUUACAAGGAGCGUCUCUAGUGAGUCGGAUUCUUCCGAUUCAGAUCGGCGUCAUAAUUCGAAAUAUAUCAAAACACCGAAAAGUCCACACUCGAAAAAUGAACAACUGCGAACGGGAGGUGGAAAGAUACAACCGAUUGCGCCGGAAACAAUGGAUCCCACUAUUAAAUUUGAAGCCGUUGGGGGCUAAGAGCAUGUUCAGUGCCUCAAGGAAAUGGUAUUGCUACCCAUGAUGUAUCCCGAGGUGUUUGCCCGUUUUCAGAUUCAACCUUCAAAGGGGGUAUUAUUUCAUGGCCCGCCUGGUACUGGGAAAACUUUGCUGGCGAGAGCAUUGGCAAAUGAGUGUUCGUUUGGCAGUAAGAAAGUCUCGUUUUUCAUGCGGAAGGGUGCUGAUUUAUUGAGUAAGUGGAUUGGUGAGAGUGAGAAACAGUUGAGGGUGUUGUUUGAGCAAGCGGCGGAGAAGAAGCCUUCAAUUAUCUUUUUCGACGAAUUGGAUGGGUUAGCACCUGUGAGAUCUGGAAGGCAAGAUCAGGUACAUGCGAGUAUUGUGUCCACGUUAUUGGCACUUAUGGAUGGAUUGACUAAUAGAGGCGAGAUUAUUGUAAUUGGGGCGACGAAUCGAAUUGAUGCGAUUGAUCCGGCGUUGAGGCGACCUGGGAGGUUUGAUCGGGAGCUAUUUUUUCCUUUGCCGGCACAGAAGGAAAGGGAAGAAAUAUUGCGAGUGCAUCUUGGACAAUGGACUACUCCACCGUCCGAUUCGUUGAUUUUAUAUCUGGCGGAGAGUUCUGUAGGUUAUUGCGGAUCUGAUUUAAAAGCGCUUUGCUCGGAAGCUGUUAUUCAAAGUUUUCGAAGAACGUAUCCUCAGGUUUAUACAACUCAAAGUAGAUUGGUGUUGAAUCCAGAUUUAGUCAAGGUUGAAAAACUUGAUUUUCUGCGAGCCAAAUCAGUGCUUGUGCCUGCAUCACAUCGAAUUGCAGAAAGCGUGGGAAAUAAACUUAAUCCUGUUGUUCACCCCUUGCUUGCGACGCCUCUGAAUGAAGUAAUGGAAAUGUUAAAAACUUCAUUUCCGCACGGGGCAAAUCCUACUCUUGCAAAAGUAAAAGUAUCUGCUAACGUCCGAGUGGCGCAAAUGUUGGUGGCUGCUGACGGAACUGAAUACGGAAACUGCACUUAUUUGGCGCCUGCCUUGCUUCAUCAAAUGGAACAUAUACAUUCAUAUGUUUUGGACUUAGCAGCUCUACACCGAGAAUGCGGUCGAACACCCGAGGAGGCGUGCAUUCAGAUAUUUCACGAAGCAAAACGUAACGUUCCAAGCAUAAUCUACAUUCCAAACAUUGACACUCUCUGGACGCUGGUGAACGAGACUGUGAUUGGUAUUUUCGAAACGCAAUUGAAGCAGAUUGGGCCGAAUAAUCCAAUUCUUCUCUUGGCGACAUCGGACACACGAUAUAUUGAACUACCGCCUAAGUUGCAAGCGAUUUUUUCCAUGUACAGGAACGAAGUGUACGAAAUGCGUUUGCCGGAUGCCCAAUCUCGCUACGACUUCUUCAAACCUUUGCUUCUAGAGGCGACCAUGCGACCACCACGAAUUGUCCGAACUGAAGUUCAGCAGUAUGAGGAGUUACCACGAGCACCCACUCCGGAACCAGAACCGAUGACUAAAGAAGCUGCUAAAACGAUUUACGACAAGGAGGAAGCUACAUUGAGAGAGUUAAGGAUAUUCCUCAGGGAUAUGUGUAAGAAAUUAGCAUCAAAUCGAUUGUUUUUCCCUUUCACAAAGCCAGUCGAUAUGGAGGAAGUACCCGAUUAUCCAACCAUCAUUAAAGAGCCUAUGGACUUGGAAACGAUGAUGACCAAAGUCGAUUUCCAUCGAUAUCAAUGCGCCAAAGACUUUCUCGAUGACAUUGAACUAAUUUGUCGCAAUGCGUUGGAGUAUAAUCCAGCGAGAACAUCGGCUGAUAAGCAAAUUCGGCAUCGGGCGUGCUCGCUCCGCGACUAUGCAUACACCUUAAUCAAGAGUGAAAUGGACAGCGACUUUGAAGAUAAAUGCCAAGAAAUCGCACAGCGGCGGCAGCAGCGCAAUAUUUCGGUAGUUGAGUUCCUACCACCGUAUUUAAACACACCACAGGACAACGCCGUUGUGAAAACUUUCAGCAAUGAGAUGGUUCCAGACAUCAAAGAGAACGUAAAGGCUGAACCAAUCGUACAGAACGGAGUCGGGCAUUCUCCGAUCACAACAAGGGUAAGUCCUUUGCGAAAACGUAAAACUCCGCUAUGGGCGCGUGGGUACUCCAAGAAACGAAAGAAGUCUAAGAACGGCAAUCACAAUGAAUCACAAAAUACAGAGAAGAAUUCUUCGGGUGAGGAAGAUCCUAAAGAAAGUAUUGGAUUGGCUGAACCGGAGCAGGCUGGUGAUUCCAAGGAGGAAGAUAAUGAAAAUUCCGAGAAUGUUGACAUUAAGACUUCACACAGCAAUAACGUUCCUUGUGCUCUGAGCGAUCUGUUAAGUCCGUCCGAGUUAUUGGAAGAUCCUUUGGACUUUGAUGACAUUGACAAAGAACUUAACGAAUCAACAUCCGUGGAACAAGUCAAGGUUAUUGUAGAUGAGGGACACUUGAAUGAUGUGUUGACAGUCGCAACAUCCGUGACAAAGAACAAGCCUCUUACUUCACUCUUAGAUCUUCACUUCCAGUUAAGUCGCAUUAUCAAGGAGUUUAUCAAAUGUGUUGAUAGAGAACCAGUCCCAAGGUUAUUACUGGAAGAGUUGAGACGCUACAAAGAAUCUCAUAUGAAUACAGACGACUCGUGCCGGCCACUGUCAGCCUUAUCACAAAUUUCCGACACAUGUAUUGCGAUGUUUAAUCAGAAAUGAUACCGUAAGAUGCGAAGAAGAUAAAUUGCCACUGCCAUCGACUUAAUUAUGAAAUCCAACGAACAAGAGUUAGGACGCAAAAGAGUUGAAUUCGUCGUUGGUAUUUGCAAAUUAAUAUUCAUCACACAUCGUCGUUACUUCACAAUUUAUUUUUCGGAUUGUUUUAUACGUAAUCGCCAAAUUUAGGAAUAGGGUAGUUUUUUUUGUAAUUAUUUUCAACAAGAUGCGCAUUUGAUUUUUAGUUGUGAGCUAGGCUCUACAACGAGUCGCCUCCAUUGAUGGCCAAAGACUUAAAACCAUACACUGCCACACCCGAGUAAGGCUGAUUUUAUUUUUGUAUUAAUAUUAGUUUGAAGAGAAUAUUAAAAAAACAUGCAGGGAAAAUGAAAUCAAUAAGUACGUUUAGUGAUUACUGAUUAAUUCUAAGUGUAAUGUACUUUACUGUUUUAUGCUCCAUCACCCUAGUGUAUAAAAUAUUAAAAUGUUCAAGUUUAUAGAA
This is a messenger RNA of Dalotia coriaria, 4893 nucleotides long. RefSeq names its product ATPase family AAA domain-containing protein 2-like. The record is from RefSeq and is a predicted model, not a curated record. Gene Ontology annotation, cellular component: nucleus. Gene Ontology annotation, molecular function: chromatin binding; ATP hydrolysis activity; ATP binding. Gene Ontology annotation, biological process: positive regulation of transcription by RNA polymerase II. Lineage: Eukaryota; Metazoa; Arthropoda; Insecta; Coleoptera; Staphylinidae.